Messenger RNA from Salvelinus fontinalis (brook trout), 4594 nucleotides. RefSeq lists its product as uncharacterized. The coding region runs from base 334 to 963 and encodes 209 amino acids. The record is from RefSeq and is a predicted model, not a curated record. The transcript has 5 exons. Lineage: Eukaryota; Metazoa; Chordata; Actinopteri; Salmoniformes; Salmonidae.
UCAGCCAAGUUGCCCCUUUGGCGACUGCGCGCGCGUGUCUAUCAACAUCGUACAAGGACUGUUUGUUGUCCGGUGCCCGGCGACGUCACGGAAUUUGAGAGCAGGACAGUGCUCUCAACAAACAGUCCUAGGACUCAAAUACUGUGGCAAGUUAACCGACGUGAGUUUCCCUGAACCGACUCUUGUUUGGAGCUCGUCUCUCUUACAUUGGAAUAGUACAAGGGAUAAGGAAAAUAAUCAGAAUCUAUGAUCUCGGUCCCUUUGAGGAAAACAGUCCCCUUUUACCCUCUGACUUCAUGAUCCAAUUGGGUUUAGAUAGUCUAUUCGCCAGAGAUGUCCACCGCUGCAACUCCAACCACCCCCUCUCAGUUAACAUCGGAUCAACUCACGGUCAUUGUGGCAGCAUUUUCAGGUCUGGUGUUCUUUGUGGUGAUCGUGGUGCUGCUGUCCAUAUACCGGAAAGAACCUUACUGCUGCAAGGACACCCGUGGAGACAUGGAUGCCCCUCCUCAGUACUACAGCAGCAGACAGACACUGGUGGGAAACCCCUGUCUGGAACACACUCACGACAUCAUACACGACAACACACACUCACAGUCAGGGCAGCUGUUCCUUAUCGGCCUGCCCUCCAGCUACCGCCUGCCCUCCCUGGAGGCGCCCCUCCCCAGGCUGCCCUCCUACGAGAGUGUCAGGAAGAAGGACCGCCAGAGACAGAUACACAUGAUGAUCGCUGACCGUUUCGGCCUCAACGGCUCAAUGCUGACUGAGCCCCCUCCAACGUAUGAGGAGAGCAUCUGCCACUCCAUUGAAGUGCCCUUUGACAUUCUGGGGUCUGUAAUAGACGCCCCUCAUCCCCAGAACAUUUACCCUCCGCACCCUGGCACAGACAUUACCACUCAGUCAGAGGUAACCACUCAGUGCCCGUCCACUCAGGAUGCCAACAGUGCCACCCUACCAGUCUGAAUCCUCAGACUCGCUACUGACACACGAUGACAAGGACAACUGGAGUAUUGAUGCUUUUUAUCCACCUUGAUGUGCCAAACUAGUCAGAGGAUAACAGACAGUGGAAAUGCACACAUUCUCAAUAGGUUGAAUCAGAUCCAGCAGCCAAUGGGUUGACUGUACUGUAGAAACAUCCUGCAGUGACAGUAUGCUGGAAGAUAGGGACCAAAGAUAGUGAAAUUCUACAUUGCGGGUUACUCCAUUCUGACAAACUUGAAUGUCUAAACACCUCUAGUCAGUUGUGAUUUUAAACUGGAGCCUAAAUAAGAUUGGUGAACUGGGAAGACUUGGAUUGCCAUUCUUCAGUGAAAAGGGAAACCGUCCUGUAGAUGACCAAUACCAUGACUAUGUGUCUGAGAUGGCAGGUUCUAAUGCCAAAGUGAACUGUAAGAGGAGACAGGCCAGGUAGAAAGACACUCCAUGGCAAAUGUGCUGCUGAAAAACAAAGACCAUUUUGCUGUGAACAGAAAAAGCACCAAAAAGGGAAGAACGAUCUUUAGAUUUAAAAAACAUGUUUCUCAUAUUUUCUACAUUUGAUCAUUUUAUGGAUUAAAGUAAUCUGGAUGAUUGUUUUUUGGGGAACUGUGUUGUAGCAAGUCCUUUUCUGAGUAAAACCACUCUCCACUUUUAGUGCAAUGUCCGAGCCAAAAAUGUAUAAGCGUGAGUUGUAAAAUGCUCCUAUGUCCUUCCCUGCUGAGCUUGAGUUGUACAGCUGAGCCAGCUACAACUUGUGUGCUAGUCUUGGAACCUGUGAAGGGUGAGUCAACAACACCAAACCUGUGUUGGCUCUGGUAACGGGUCUUAAAGGCCCAAUGCAGCCGUUUUUAUAUCAAAUCAUUUAUGGGUAACAAUAAUGUACCUUACUGUAAUGGUUUUCCAUUAAAAUUAUCAAAAUAGUUUUUUUUGUUGCUUUUAAGCGUUUUAAGCGUUAAACGUUUUAACAAGCAAGAAUUGUGGUCUGAGUGGGGAGGAUAAAAGGGAAAAAUAGUUGUUAUUGUUAGAGAGGUUUGGAACUCUUUGUUAUUAAUCUAUUAACUCAUUUACCACCUGGUGAUGUCACCAGGCAAGCUGAAACUCCACCCAUGCAAAACCUGCUGUUUAGAAGGUCCUAUGUAGAAUGUAUUUCCAACCAGGAAAUAAUACUGAUCAAAUCUUGCUAGUUUCAUCAGCUGUUGUACAAUAUGACGCAAAACACAGAAAACUGAAUUUUGACUGCACGGGGCCUUUAAGAUACAAUUCAGCAUUGGGAUUCUGGGAAGCGUUAACUAAGUAGCUAGCUUUCUUUAUUCAAGAGCUCUGUGAACAGUGAAUGAGAAUAGUUGUGUAAAAAGCUUUUUUUGUUGUUGAUUAAUUGGGCUGCCUGUCUUAACAGUCCCUGCACAAGCUUGAGAAGAAACCAGUAUCAAUGACAAAAAAAAGUAUGUAAUAUUUCCCUCACAUCAUGUCUGAAACAAAAGUAUGAGGUUUCAGCAGCUGUUAGCAAGUAGAGACAAGUCUAUUCAAAAGACAGCAAUUGUGAAAUACUUGUAUGUUUAUACAAGUGUAAGAGUGAGAAUUGGAGUUGAUAAUCAUUUAUAGACAUGUGUCUAUAAAUUACUGUCUGUCACGUAAACUAAUUGAGAUGGUGGUGGCUUCCAGAUAAAGACAUGUUUAACAUAGCGCCUGUGUGCUGUCUCUGUCUGGCCUUAAUGUCCACUAGUUUCCUUUUCACCUCAUUUAACACAUGAUUUACUUAACAAAAGGCACAUCUCAAUAGGUGGUCCAGGUAUGACAUGACAUGGAACAAGCAGGGGGAGGGGCAGGUGGUGCUUUCCUCUUUUGUUCUCCAUUGCUUCUCUAUUGUUCCUCAAUCUAGGAGGAGGCUGAUGACAUCACAUCUGACCAUUUAUUUAACCUUUAUUUAACCUGGCAAGUCAGUUAAGAACAUUCUUAUUUACAAUAACAGCCUAGGAACAGUGGGUUAACUGCCUUGUUCAGGGGCAGAACGACAGAUUUUUACCUUGUCAGCUCGGGGAUUCGAUCUAGCAACCUUUCGGUUACUAACUACUAGGCUACCUGCCGCCCCAAACCUGCCACUCCAAAAUCCUUGAAGUUAACUUAAAGUUUGCGGUUGUCUCAAAAACACUAUUUUACUCAAAACUUAUUUUUUAGCCCUUUAGUGUAUGUAUUUAUACUUGGGAUAUUUGAACAGGAAAAGUAAAACAAAAUCACUGGAGGACGUCUAACUUUCACUUUCCGAACCCUCUAAACUGCACAUUACAUUGGUGGGAGCAGUGUUUUUGUGCAUUUUGAAUAACCCUGGAACCUAAGUAUUAUACAAGUGAAUUGAUUACCUGUAAGUUUACUUUGAACCCACAACCAAGUUACAUCUGACCUGUGCACACACAUUGAACAUAUGUAUGUAAAUAAUAAACUGUUAUUAAAUCAAAUUGUAUUAGCCACAUGCGCCAAAUACAACAGGUGUAGACUUUACAGUGAAAUGCUUACUUACGAGCCCCUAACCAACAAUGCAGUUGGAUAUACGGAUAAGAUUACAGAUAAGAAUAAGAAAUAAAAGUAACAAGUAAUUCAAGAGCAACAGUAAAAUAACAAUAGCGAGACUAUAUACAGGGGGGUAUUUUAUAUUUUCUUAAUCAUGUAAAUUGUUACUUGCAAUGGGUGAAUUGUUUUUAAAAGUCAUAAUGACAGUCUAAGGAGGAAAAUGGAUGCAUUUGUUUCUGUAUUAAUGAACAUAUGUUACCUCUGUGUCUUGUCAAAUCCUUCUCCAUCCAUUGUCACUCAAAAGCUUGACCUCUGACAUCUGGUGGCCAGCUAUAGAAUUGCAGUCUUGAAGAUUACACCAUUUUAACUGAAAACUGAACCAACCCACCCCAUACUUUUGAGACAAUACUCUCACAUAAACAUAAUGAUGUCACAGUCAGUAAUAUAUUUAACUCAUUAGAUGAAGUGUCCACAAGGGUUCCAUUGUCCUGCUGUUGGGUGUCUAAUGAGAGAGAGCGAGAGAGAGAGAGAGAGAGAGAACAAAAAGAGGAACUCAGAGGUCAUUAAGCUCCUCACAGUUGGGCAGCACAGCUGGAAACAGCCUAGGGGCAGAAUGAGAAGACACUACAGGAUGAACAACUUCCAUCACCGUCUUCUGACUGACAGACACAAAGUGCAACUGUUUGGUAAUCCCCUUGAGCUCUUGUUGUAAAAGAUGAGCCCCAUAUAGUUAAUUAGGUCUUAUGGUCAUUUGAUCCCGUAAAAUACAGACCACAAAAAGGUGACAUGGGGUUCUCUCUUCACCAUUGGCAUCUCAACAGCUAAUUAAGCAUAGAUAUUUGGCAUUUAGGGGAUUAGCACAUGCUAUAUUGAAAGACAGGCUUUGUUACAUUUACAAUUACUUUCUGAUAACCCUUCAGAUUUCAAUGAAGGAAAGCAAAUAGCAGUGGAUUGUUUCUUCAAUAAAUGUCCUAAUCUUCAUAGCCCUUUAUACUCGUACCUGUGUAUGGAUUGAAAAUGACAGAUUUGGGCACUAAUACGUGCCUAAAUUGGAAUGCAGUUACUGUACAGUAACAUGCUAUACAUGACAUCAGAGCUCUGGCUCUGAACU